Molecule: messenger RNA, 2007 nt
Organism: Eutrema salsugineum
Lineage: Eukaryota; Viridiplantae; Streptophyta; Magnoliopsida; Brassicales; Brassicaceae
Product: long chain acyl-CoA synthetase 1
Exons: 17
Coding region: 25-2007 (660 amino acids)
Biological process (GO): wax biosynthetic process; fatty acid metabolic process; cutin biosynthetic process
Cellular component (GO): endoplasmic reticulum; membrane
Molecular function (GO): long-chain fatty acid-CoA ligase activity
Source: RefSeq, a predicted model, not a curated record
AACAUAAUAGAGAAAGAUUAGAGAAUGAAGUCUUUCGCGGCAAAGGUGGAAGAAGGAGUGAAAAGGGAAGAUGCGAAGCCAUCGGUAGGUCCGGUGUACCGGAAUCUUUUGUCAGAGAAAGGUUUUCCUCCUCGUCAUUCUGAUAUCACCACUACUUGGGACAUUUUCAGUAAAUCUGUGGAGAAAUUCCCUAAUAACAAGAUGCUUGGAUGGCGUCAGAUUGUCGAUGAGAAGGUUGGACCGUAUAUGUGGAAAACGUACAAGGAAGUGUACGAAGAAGUUCUGCAGAUUGGCUCUGCUCUACGAGCCGCCGGAGAUGAACCUGGGUGUCGAGUGGGGAUCUACGGAGCAAAUUGUCCUCAGUGGAUCAUAGCAAUGGAGGCCUGUGCAGCUCACACUCUGAUCUGUGUACCACUAUAUGAUACAUUGGGUCCCAGAGCAGUUGAUUAUAUCGUUGAUCACGCGGAAAUCGAUUUUGUGUUCGUCCAAAGCACCAAAAUUAAAGGACUUCUUGAGCCAGAUUGCAAAAGUGCAAAACGACUAAAAACCAUAGUUUCUUUCACAAAUGUGAACGCGGAACAGAGCCACAAGGCUUUAAAUAUUGGAGUCAAAGCAUAUUCUUGGCUCGAUUUUCUUCUUAUGGGACGAGAGAAGCCGAAAGAGACAAACCCGCCUGAACCGUGUAACGUGUGCACCAUAAUGUACACGAGCGGCACGAGCGGUGACCCUAAAGGUGUUGUUUUGACCCACGAAGCUGCCGCGACUUGCGUUGUUGGGAUGGAUCUCUGCAUGGACCAGUUCGAAGAAAAGAUGACACCUGACGAUGUAUAUCUGUCGUUCUUACCGUUGGCUCAUAUUCUUGACCGUGCGACUGAAGAAUACUUCUUUCGAAAAGGCGCUUCCGUUGGCUAUUACCAUGGAGAUUUGAAUGCGUUACGCGAUGAUAUUCAAGAACUGAAACCGACUUUUCUGGCGGGAGUUCCGAGAGUCUUCGAGAGGAUCCAUGCGGAGAAUCAGAAGGCUCUUCAGGAGCUUAACCCAAGAAGAAGACUCAUCUUCUAUGCUCUCUAUAAAUACAAACUUGCGUGGAUGAAUCGUGGAUACUCUCACAGGAAAGCUUCACCCAUGGCUGAUUUCAUAGCUUUCAAAAAGAUUCGAAAUCAAUUAGGAGGUCGAAUACGGUUGCUAGUAUCUGGGGGAGCACCAUUGAGUCCUGAGAUCGAAGAGUUCUUGAGAGUUACUUGUUGUUGCUUUGUCAUCCAAGGCUAUGGUCUAACGGAGACGCUUGGAGGAACGACAUUGGGUUACCCGGACGAGAUGUGUAUGCUAGGGACCGUCGGUAUUCCGGCGGUUUACAACGAGAUACGGCUUGAAGAGGUGCCGGAAAUGGGCUAUGACCCAUUGGGGGAAAAUCCGGCAGGCGAGAUCUGUAUCAGAGGAAAAUGUCUGUUUUCUGGUUACUACAAGAACCCUGAACUUACAGAAGAAGUCAUGAAAGACGGAUGGUUCCAUACAGGAGAUAUAGGUGAGAUUCUUCCGAACGGAGUACUCAAGAUCAUUGAUCGUAAGAAGAACCUGAUCAAACUCUCUCAAGGAGAAUAUGUUGCUCUGGAGCAUUUGGAAAACAUCUACGGACAAAACCCUCUGGUCCAAGAUAUAUGGGUUUAUGGAGAUAGCUUCAAAUCUAUGCUUGUCGCGGUGAUUGUUCCAAAUCCAGAAACCGUAAACCGGUGGGCUAAAGACCUCGGUUUUACUAACGCAUUUGAAGAACUCUGUUCUCUCUCGGAGCUACAAGAACACAUGAUCUCAGAAUUGAAGUCCACGGCAGAGAAGAACAUGCUACGCAAAUUCGAGUACAUCAAAGCGGUGACGGUGGAGACGAAACCUUUUGAUAUAGAAAGAGACUUGGUGACUGCAACGUUGAAGAAUAAGAGGAACAGUCUUCUCAAAUAUUAUAAGGUAUUUAUCGACGAAAUGUACCGAAAAUUGGCGUCAAAGAGAAGCUGA